CACCAUUGAUAAACUCUGAGUGCUGACAGACACAAAACACACAACAUCAUCAAUCACACUGAAGCACAGCUCAACAUGAGGGUGGUAAACAUGGGUCCUGACCCCUCUUUGGCAUAUCGACCUGAAUGUCACGAGAAAGACAAAACUGAAUUCAGGAACUUUGAGAAAGGAGAUCUGUUUGACCGUGUGUUAAACACAUACAAGCUGAUGCACACACACCAAACGCUGGACUUUGUCAAGCAGAAGCACCAGGUGUGGUCGAACUGCAGUCACUUCAGCUUGUCCAUGAUGGACAGCAUCGACUCCCUGGACGAGCUGGUGGAUGAAUCCGACCCCGAUGUUGACUUCCCCAACUCCUUCCAUGCGUUUCAGACGGCCGAGGGAAUCCGCAGAGAGCAUCCUGAUAAAGACUGGUUUCAGCUUGUUGGUCUGAUCCAUGAUGUUGGAAAGGUCAUGGCAUUGUACGGCGAGCCGCAGUGGGCUGUAGUUGGAGACACAUACCCAGUGGGAUGCAAGUUCCAGAAUUCAAUAGUGUUCAGAGACUCGACAUUUGAAGGCAAUCCAGAUGAAAAGAACCCUGCACUCAACACAGAAUUUGGGAUUUAUGAACCACAAUGUGGCCUUGAUAAGGUGCUAAUGUCUUGGGGACAUGAUGAGUAUCUAUACCAGGUCAUGAAGUUCAACAAGUGCACAAUACCUGAGGAGGGUCUUUACAUGAUCCGUUUCCACUCCUUCUACCCCUGGCAUUCCAACGACGACUAUAUGCACUUAUGCAACGAAAAAGACCAGCAAAUGCUGCCCUGGGUCAAAGAGUUUAACAAGUUUGAUUUGUACACCAAGAGCACUGAACUACCAGACGUGGAGAGGCUGAAGCCAUAUUAUCAGUCUCUCAUUGAUAAAUACUGCCCCGGGGUACUGCAGUGGUAAAUGUGUGCCGUAAUUCUGUGAAUGUGUCUAAUUCCAGUGACACACACUCAUUUGUUAAUACUGAAUGAUAGCGUAAAUCAUGUGGAUUUGCUGAAAAAAAGGCUAGCACUAUAUAGAUGUUUUGAAUGAAAAUUAAAAGACCACUGAAAAUUCAGUUUGUUCCAGAUUUACUAGAUUUAUCAGGCAAAAUGAAUGAAAUAUAAUUAGUAAUUUAAAGCAUUUGUUUUUCUCAGAAAAUGAUAAUUGGUCAAAAUAACAAAUAUUUUCAUUUGCUGUGAUUGAAAGUCCAAAUUUAUUCCACCAAAUAUUGGCUUUUAACACUUCUAAAGUUAAAACAUUGAUGUUGUGCUGUCUAAAACUGUAUAUAAAUACAUAUUUUUUAAUUUAAUGUAAAAUAAGGAGCUCUAAAAUCACAACAUUUUUUUAAAUCCAAAAUACUGAAAGUUUUCAAGUGGUCUCUUAAUUAUUUUUCUACAGUGAUUAAAACAAAAUUGUAUGCAUGUGUUUUAUUAUUAUUCUAGUAAAACUUUACAAAAUAGUUCUAUUUGUUAAUAUUAGUUAAUUGCAUUAGAACACAUUGAUCGCAAUAAAAUGUGUAAAUCAAUAUUUUUACAUGAACCAAGCCAGCAGGUACAGGACACCAACAUGAUGUCAGAUUGACGUCGUACCCCAACGUCAUGGGGACGUUGCAUUUUGUUUGAAAAUGAAAAUCAAGUUGAUGUCAGAACCCAACCUCAGGUCAACAUCAAUGUCCAACAUCCAACCUAAAAAUCAACCAAAUAUCAACGUCUAAUGAUGUUGUGUGGAUGUUACCAAUAUGACGUCUAUCAGAUGUUUGAUUUUGUUUGCCAAACCUGACGAAUAAAUGUCAGUAUCUGACAUCAAUAUGAAGAUGUUGGCUCGAUGUUGGAAUUUGGUCAGUUUCCAAACCAACCUAAAAUCAACCAAAUUUCAACGUCAUUUGAGGUCGUAAUGGAAAUACUGACAAUUUUCAAGUGGUCUAUUAAUUAGUUUUCCACAAGAGAUUAAAAAAAUUGUAUGCAUGUGUUUUAUCAUUAUUCUUGUAAAACUUUACCAUAUGGUUACAUUUGUUAAUAUUAGUUAACUGCAUUAGAACGUAUUUUGAUUGUAAUAAAAUGUGUAAAUCAAUAUUUUUUACAUGAACCAAGUCAGCAGGUACCGGACACGAACAUGACGUCAGUCUGACAUUGUACCCCAAUGUCGUAGGGAUGUUGCAUUUUGUUUUGAAAUAAAAUCGAGUUGAUGUCAGAACCCAACCUCAGGCCAACGUCAAUGUCCAACCUAAAAUCAACAUCUAAUGAUUUUACAGCUUGAAGAUGUGUGGAUGUUACCAAUAUGACGUCUAUCAGACGUUUGAUUUUGGUUGCCAUACCUGAUGAAUAAAUGUCAGUAUCGAACAUCAAUAUGACGUUGGUUUAACAUGCUGGAAUUUGGUCAGUUUCCAACACAACCUAAAAUCAACCAAAUUUCAACAUCAUUUGAGGUCCUUAAUGGAAAUACUGACAAUUUUCAAGUGGUCUAUUAAUAAUUUUUCCAUAGAGAUUA
Danio aesculapii is the source of this 2493-nucleotide messenger RNA. It is a transcript of the gene miox, whose product is annotated as myo-inositol oxygenase. Lineage: Eukaryota; Metazoa; Chordata; Actinopteri; Cypriniformes; Danionidae. The record is from RefSeq and is a predicted model, not a curated record. The coding region runs from base 76 to 927 and encodes 283 amino acids. Gene Ontology annotation, molecular function: inositol oxygenase activity; iron ion binding. Gene Ontology annotation, cellular component: cytoplasm. The transcript has 10 exons. Gene Ontology annotation, biological process: inositol catabolic process.